Molecule: messenger RNA, 5854 nt
Organism: Drosophila guanche
Lineage: Eukaryota; Metazoa; Arthropoda; Insecta; Diptera; Drosophilidae
Gene: pigs
Product: GAS2-like protein pickled eggs
Exons: 10
Coding region: 761-3793 (1010 amino acids)
Biological process (GO): microtubule bundle formation; actin crosslink formation; regulation of microtubule polymerization or depolymerization
Cellular component (GO): actin filament; microtubule plus-end; stress fiber
Molecular function (GO): actin filament binding; microtubule binding; cytoskeletal adaptor activity
Source: RefSeq, a predicted model, not a curated record
AAUGUAUCGUUUAUCGUUGAAUGUUUUAAACGUGCGCAUGCGACCGUUUCCCGCUAUGCGACCGACUUGCCAACGGCAAUUUUUGCGUUGCGAAUUUUUUUGAGUUAUUUUUUUGUUCGGCAAAAGUAUCCGCCACCCGUGUGCAAACGAAGCAACAGUUUCUCAAAACAGUUAAUCCGCGCUAGUCGAAAUCCGAGCUAAAAUCUGCCCAACCAGUCGUCGGUCCGAAGCGCUCCCUGAACGGACAAGUACGCGAAAUACGAAUUCUGAUACCGAGAUCCUUCGGUACAUUCGAUAUAUACAGUACACUACAUUGAUAUACUAUGAGUGUUUAUUGAGAUUAUUUAAUUCUAUUCAGUUUCGACACCAUUUUUGUUGUUGCAAUUCUUGAUCGUGAGAAAGUUCGCUCAGCAUACAAAAAACAAACAAAAAACACACACACAAAAAUACAAUUUGCAUAAAUUUACUCAGAGAUCUGAGAUCGACGAAUACUAAAGCUGGGAGAAAUUCACCAACGAAACACCAAAAGCGAGAAGAACUUUGAGAGGCGUCAACACACUUAAUCGAAGCCGAAAUAUCCGAGAUACAAUCCGAAACGAAUCGAGCCGCAAUGCUGUGGCAGCCACUGACUAGCGAUAAUCCUACGUAACUCUGCUGCAACCGAGCGAUAAAGCGAAAGCGAAUCAGCUUCCAUUUCUUCGAGAGCUAACUGCAGUCGCAGAACCCCACACACACCCCACACACACCCCACACACACGGCAUGGCCAUGUUGGAGGCACGGCCUUACAGGCCCUUCAAGUCCAGCGAGGAGUAUCUGGAGGCCAUGAAGGAGGAUCUGGCCGAGUGGCUGAGCACCCUCUAUCCCGAGCUGAGCAUCAAUGCCGAGAACUUUAUGGAUCGACUCGACACCGGCGUGGCACUCUGCAAGCACGCGAACUAUGUGCGCCAGGCGGCAGAGGACUAUCUGGCACGGCGACAGGCGCGCAACAAAUCGAUGACACGCUCAAUGACAUCCGGCCUGGCCGGACCGAUUCUGGCCCUGGGCAACAUCCACUACCUGCCGGCGGCCAAGAGCGGCACCUUCUUUGCUCGCGACAAUGUCUCCAACUUCAUAACUUGGUGCAGAAAGAGCCUCAAGAUCAUCGAGUGCCUGCUGUUCGAGACGGACGAUCUGAUUAUGCGCAAGAACGAGAAGCACGUGAUCCUCUGCCUGCUGGAGGUGGCCCGAAGAGGCGCCAAGUUUGGAAUGCUGGCUCCUAUGCUGGUGCAGAUGGAGCGACAAAUCGAUCGGGAAAUCGCUGCCGACAUCAAGGCAAAUGGCGCCGCCAACUCAUCGGAGAGCGGCACACAGACGGAGGCAAUCGCCUGCAGCUCGACAUUGAGCAGCACGGCCACAUCCACGACAAUAACGACCACAACUGUGGGCUCCGAGACGGACCUGUACGACGACAGCGAUGACUCGGAGAACGAGGACGAUGCCGAUGAGCAUCCCAUGCUGAUGUACGGUCCCCAGCCCCAGAUAAUCACCAACGAUCUAAAGAGCCUCGAUGAGAUGGUGCGAGAUCUGGUUGAGAAGUGCACAUGCCCGUCCCAGUUUCCCAUGGUGCGCGUGUCCGAGGGCAAGUACCGCAUUGGCGACACCAAAGUUCUCAUCUUUGUGCGGAUACUUCGCUCCCAUGUGAUGGUGCGCGUGGGUGGCGGCUGGGACACACUGGCCCACUAUCUGGACAAGCACGAUCCCUGCCGCUGCCGGGCGCAGCAUCGCAGCUCGGUGGCCGCUCGUCUCAUACCGCGACAGUCGCCCAAUCACAAUCCCAGCAACGGCAUCGAGCUGCACAAGGCUCAGGUGAUAUUCGAGCGCUCACCGCCUGCUGCGCGACGCGUCUUCAACAGUUCAAACUGCAACGGAGGAGGAGGAGGAGGAGCUGCAGGAGGAUCAUCUGUGGCUGUGGUCCAACAGAAUGGCAACAGCUUGUCCCCCAAUUCGGGCAAGUACCGGAGUCGCAGUCCGACGCCGCAGCGUAAAUUUCUGAAUGGCAUCCAGAGCAACGGGAUCGUGGCAGCCACUGGGGCCGCCGCUUCGGAGCAGCAGCAGCAGCUGCUGGGCUCCCCUGGGCUGGCCCGGCGCUCCAUGUCGCCCAGUCCCCGGCGGCUGAUUGACAUGCGGAAGAAGCAGAGCUCCCUGGACUCCUACAGCAACGGGCCCAAGUCGCUGCCUGGCGGCUACAGCUGCUCCCUGGAGGAGGCCGGCGUGGGAGUGGGAGUGGGAGUGGGAGUGGGCCAGGCUGUGACUGCCACUUCCGCGUCGGGCGGAGGAGUGUCCGCGCCGGAGCAGAGCAGCUCGAGCAAGUUCGAGAACAUCAGCGACAAUGGGAGCGAGAUCAGCGACGAGGGCUACCGCAGUCUGGGCGUGAUCCAAUCGAGUGCCCAGAAGCGCGAGUCCCUGCACAGUCAGGCCUCGAUGGAUGACGCUGAAACCAAUGCGCGUCUCGAUCAGACGUCCAGCGACUCGCAAAUCUCGCCCUCGGAUGAGCCGCCGGAGAAGGCAGCUGCGGAUAUACUCGAGGAGGAGGACGACCUCAAUGGCCAGGAGCUAGACGUGGAUGCGGAUGCGGAUGGGGAUGCCGACGUGGACGUGGACUACUCCGUGUGCGAUGGUCCCCAAUCGCUGCCGGCCAUCCUCAGCCUGCCAAAGUGUCUGCCGGACAAGUUCGAGGCUUCGGGCGUGUUCAUCACCGAUGACGAGAUUACCGUGGACAUGGCCAAGAGUCCGGCAAUGUCCUCCGCCAAGCUGGAGGCGCAGCCAUCUGCGGCGCUGCUCAGCAAGAUUCCCCGCUCGCCCUUGGCCCAGCGUCGGCGCAGCAUCGACAACAGCACCUGCGGCGGGGCCGGCGGCAGUCUCCAGGAUCUGAGCAGCCGCUCGUCCGUCGCCGGCGGUGGCGGUGGCGGUGGCGGUGGCCUCGGCAGCUGCCCACCCGUUGGUGGCUUCAAUCGCAAACAGCCCGUCUACCGCUCCAUGCGCACCCGCGCCACGCCCACGCCCACGCCAACGCCAACGCCUCCGCCACGAGCCUCGCGGCAGGCGUCGCAGCUGCCGAUGGUGCGCGAUGUGACCAACACCUGGAGCGGACGCACUGCUGGAGCAGACCUCAGCAACCACAAGCGUCGGCCGCAGUGCACGCCCGACACCUUUGUGGCGCCCACCCCAUUCGAGAGGAGCGGCAAGGGGCGCUCCUCGCAGAUCCUCUACGACAGCAACGGGCGGAGAGUGCGCGGCGGCGGCUGCACCAGCUCCCUGACCACAUCCCCGGUGAAGAACCACGCCUCAUCCCCGCUGGCACAGCAGCUGCUGGAGGCGGCCAGCAGCGCCAAGAACGAUGCCCAGAUACUCGAGAAGAUGAAGACACUCCUCUCCCGCUACGCGGCCGUCAAUCAGGCAAAUUCUGGACAGGGAACGAGUGUGGGAGGAGCCACUUGCAAGGCCAGCUCCAAUGGCAAGAAGACGCCCGUGUACGAGGACUUUACCACUGCGUGGGUCCACAGCAAUGGCAACCUGGAACGCUCCGAGAGCUGUUCGCCCCCGGCCAAGGCGCGUUCCAAGCGCAGCUCUGCGGCCAGCUCGUGCGAGAGCAAUCACUCCACCACAGUGGCAGGAGCGGCAGCGGGAACAAGAGCAGGCACGGCAGCGCCAGCGGGAGCGGGAGCGGGAGCAACCAACGUUAUCUCGCCCAGACGGGAGAGGGGCAUGUCCAAGAUCCCGGCACCGGUGCGGCAUCAUACAGAGCUUUACUAGCAGCGCCUGAGGGCGCCAAGCGUCCGUGUCCGUGUCCAUGCCCGUGCCCGUGCCCGUUCAACCGCCGCCAGCGCCAAGGUCCGACUGCCUCCGAGCGUUUUCUAAAAACCUCCCAAAGGAAAAAGGAAAAGUAAAGAAAGGAUUGGGAUUGGGUUUUGGGGUUAGUCCAUAAGUUAGAUUAAAGCCAAGCUGGAAUUGUCACUGCUGCUGCUGCCGCCGCUGCUGCUGCUGCUGCUGUUGCUGUGUGUUUGUAUGUGUGCAGAGAAGAGGAAUGGAAGAAUGGAAGAAUGGAAGUGGAAGUGGAAGUGGGACCCGAAAUACCGCUAACCCAAAGUGUAAUCGAUUUGCAGGCCAUAGAAUAACGUUCAAGCAAGAAUCAGGAUAAGAAACAGAAUCAGAAACUGAAUCAGGAGCUAGCUGACAAGCUCAGCACAGCCCAAGGUGGUGAAUAUACUAGAGAAGGUGAUUUUAUCCGCUGUGGUGAGGUGUAAAAGUGUAAAUUCACCUUGCCACAGCCUUGCCCAUAAACACAAUCUCUCUCUCUCUCUCUCUCUCUCUCUCUCUCUCUUCUCUAUACUCAAUCGUGCGAUAUAAUCCUCAAAACUGUGAGCGGGGAAGACACCUAUAAGUCUCCUGUAUCUUACGCUCUUUUUGUAAACCCAACUUUGUCGGUCUGUGCUGAAGAUCGGGCGAUGAUCGGAUUUAAAAGACACUGCAAAAGACUCGAGAUUAAAGUUUUAAAAUGAAUUUUUUGGUCUAGGAAUAGCAGAAAAGUUUUAAUCCCCAAAAAUAUACAAACUUAUAUCGAAUAGUAUGAAUAGUUUUCUAGAAAUUUUUAAUGGGAGAUAUCGGGCAAAUUCAAUUCUCUAAUUCGACUCGUAGGAAAGAGAACAAAACACAUUUAUUUUUGUACGCUAGCAGAGGGGGAACGGUCCUCGUCGAUCCUCGGAUCGAUAGAUCCAUUGUGUGAGUAGCCGAAAGCUUUUACAAAACAAAACUCAACAUUUACAGCAUAGAUAUAUCUAUUAUAUACACACAUCAAAUAUAGAGACACAAUCAUAUGGAAAACAGAAAACUCUUCCACGGCUAUGCCUGUGUAGAGUGCGUUUCAAGGCUGUAACAUAUUUAUGUGCAGGACUGGGCAACAAUUCUUAGUUCAAUUCUGCACAGUCCUACCUAUAUUUGAAGCGCUCUUUAUCUGCACACACACACACACACAAGCACACACAUAGAUACACACCAAAACUGAAAGAUGAAACUGUCACAAAAUGUAUGCUGACCCCGAAGAGAGUAACGGACGGAGUAACGGACAGAGUAACGGACACCCUGAGGAAUGAAAUAUAUCAACAAAAAAACACGUUGCAUAGGAGACAUGCAAAAACAUUAAUUAUUUCAUUUAUAUUCUUUUUUUUUUUGUAUUUGUUUUAGUUAUAGCAAAGUUAACAUUUAGUUUAGUACAUCGUACCUAUGACAUUAACACUAUAUAGAUUGUAUUUGUAUUUGUAAUUGUAAUCGUGUUUUCUCUUCCUACACACACACACACACACACACGAUACACUGACAUGUUGUUUAGUUAUUAUGUACUUGAAUAAUUAUCGCAAUUACUGAUUUCCUUUUGCUGAUUUGAGUUGGAGACAGACACCAAAAUAAUGCAAUUUGUUGUACCCAUAGGAAUAUAGAUUCUAGAUGCAAGAAUCUAGUGGCACGCCGCGUGCGAGCGCUGCCAAACUAAUGAGUAAUUGUUUAACAAAGAGCAGACAUGGAAGCAAUUUAAUUGUUUCAACGAAAAACACACACAAACACACACACACUCACACGAUACACAACAAAUAGCUACAAAUGCCCCCGGGGAUGUAACAAUUAAUUAUAGAAAAUCCGAUAGCGAUAUGUGGGGGGGGAGAAGAGCACCAAGAAGCUCCCUUCCUGCUCCUCGGGGAAGCAUUAUUCGAUUGCGUAUCGGUUCAAUGAUUAAUGUUAUAGAUAUACGUAUAUCCGUGAAACAUAUAAAAUGUAUUUUAAAUACAGCCUAAAUGUGUAAUUAUCAAAUUAAUUUCGAAAGCA